CUCAUCUGCCCUUCCAGUCCCGGGCGGCUCCAGGAGCCGGAGCCCGGGAGCGGAGUGGGGUCGGCGGGGCUGGGGCAGGAUCGGAGCGCGCUGGACCGAUCAGGAGCCCACGGACCUCCCCAGAGCCUUCCGUGCACGAGAUGUACUGGAUGGAGUGUUGACCUGGAGUCUGGCACAGAACUGGGAUUCCCAUACUGACACAGACAUUUCCUGGCUGGGUGACUACGGGCAAAAUCCUUCACUUCUCUAGGUUAAGAACCACUGAGGAGGGAGAAAAUCUUCUAGAAUUCAGAAGGGGACUGUACAUGCAGACCAUUCAGUCCAAAUCUCCUGAGUUUACAGCCCUAUUCCAGGGACCCUGCUGUUGUGAGAACUGAGGAAGAGAGCAGGAGAACAACAAUGGGCUCAUCCUGGGAAAGUACGUGCCAGGUGGGCAGCCUGUUGACAGAGAGCUGAAGAGGGCACCUCGGCCGUGCCCCAUCCCACCCCCUGUCCUGGGCGCAGCAUGCGACUGAGCGCUCGGCGGCUGCUUCUGGCGGCCGGCCUCAUGCUGGCCUUCGCCCUGGCCACCCACCUAGGGCAGCAGAUGCUGGCGUGCCAACAGCUGCUGUCCUCAGGUCGCAACCAUGGCGUGAUGCGGCCCGAGCAGGAGGAGCUGGUGAUGGUGGGUGCCGACCAGGUGGAGUACCGUUACAGUAAGGAGAUGCCGCUGAUCUUUGUGGGGGGGGUGCCACGCAGCGGGACCACCCUGAUGCGGGCCAUGCUGGACGCCCACCCAGAGGUGCGCUGUGGCGAGGAGACACGUAUCAUCCCCCGAGUGCUGGCCAUGCGCCAGGCCUGGUCACGCUCCGGACGGGAGAAGCUGCGCUUGGAUGAGGCUGGGGUCACGGACGAAGUACUGGACGCGGCCAUGCAGGCCUUCAUCCUGGAGGUCAUUGCCAAGCAUGGCGAGCCAGCCCGUGUCCUCUGCAACAAGGACCCUUUCACCCUCAAAUCUUCUGUCUAUCUCUCCCGCCUCUUCCCUAACUCCAAGUUUCUGCUCAUGGUGCGGGACGGGCGGGCGUCCGUGCACUCCAUGAUCACCCGCAAGGUGACCAUCGCCGGCUUUGACCUCAAUAGCUACCGUGACUGCCUCACCAAGUGGAACAAAGCGAUCGAGGUCAUGUACUCCCAGUGCAUGGAGGUGGGCCGGGCCAAGUGCUUGCCCGUCUACUAUGAACAGCUGGUGUUGCACCCCCGGCGCUCCAUGCAGACCAUCAUGAAUUUCCUAGGGAUCGACUGGAGCGAGGCCGUCCUUCACCACGAGGACCUCAUCGGCAAGCCAGGGGGGGUCUCUCUGUCCAAGAUAGAGAGGUCCACUGACCAAGUCAUCAAGCCUGUGAACCUGGAAGCUCUGUCCAAAUGGACCGGGCACAUUCCAGGAGAUGUACUGAAGGACAUGGCCCGGAUUGCCCCGAUGUUGGCCAGGCUCGGCUAUGAUCCCUAUGCAAACCCACCGAAUUAUGGCAGUCCUGACCCCCUUGUCAUCAAUAACACAAAUCGGGUCAUGAAAGGAGAUUUUAAAACACCAGCAAAUUUGAAAGGCCAUCUACAGGUGAAUCCAAACACCACCUCUUCUCACUCACGAAGCGAAUGAUUCCAGGGCUCUGCAAAUGGCUUUUUAUUUACGGAUGAGAGAAGAAGUCUGCAGCUGACUGGGAAUCGGAUCUCCAAGCAUAUUGCUUGCUAUUCUCACCAAUUCAGGACCACUCUACGGGGAACGUCUUUGCAUUUCUUUGCAAAAUCCUCCGAUCUUUGAAACUUCCUGGGGAAAACUAAAAACACAAACUAACUCAACCCUUUCCCUCACUGGGAGACUCUGUAGAGGAGAGAACCUGGGGGUAAAACUCAGGUUUCUCAACGUAGACCUUUUCUAUUCAUUUCGUCAAUUUGGGAAUUUUUUUUAAUUGUAUCCAGAAUGGUCUCUAUGUUCUCCUCAGAUUCAAAACUCAAAGGGGCUGGUUUGGAGGCCUCAGUCAUCAGAAGAGGCCCUGCAGCAUGGGCCACCACCAUCGUUCCCUGGCUGAGAAAUUACAGAACCUUAUUUAAGAAUUUAAUAUAUGGGGCAGUUUGGAUACACUUUGGAUCAUUUUACUUCCCAUAAAUAAAAUAUUGUUUUAAUACCAAGA
Messenger RNA from Trichosurus vulpecula (common brushtail), 2168 nucleotides. It is a transcript of the gene TPST2, whose product is annotated as tyrosylprotein sulfotransferase 2. Gene Ontology annotation, molecular function: protein-tyrosine sulfotransferase activity. Gene Ontology annotation, biological process: peptidyl-tyrosine sulfation. The coding region runs from base 506 to 1636 and encodes 376 amino acids. Lineage: Eukaryota; Metazoa; Chordata; Mammalia; Diprotodontia; Phalangeridae. The record is from RefSeq and is a predicted model, not a curated record. The transcript is spliced from 9 exons. Gene Ontology annotation, cellular component: Golgi apparatus.